Messenger RNA from Arachis duranensis, 1416 nucleotides. RefSeq lists its product as uncharacterized. The record is from RefSeq and is a predicted model, not a curated record. The transcript is spliced from 5 exons. NCBI's taxonomy places the organism in Eukaryota, Viridiplantae, Streptophyta, Magnoliopsida, Fabales, Fabaceae. The coding region runs from base 1 to 1416 and encodes 471 amino acids.
AUGACACAUUCACUUCCUGAUCCGCGCUUGCUAAUAUUCGAUCCUGAAAUUGAAAGAACAAUUUCAGGAAUAAGGCGAGAACAGCGUAGGUUAGUCCGCUCUGAGGGCGGAUCUGAAAGUGAAUCUGAGGAAGAAACCAGCCCCCGUUCUACUGAUUCAGUUGUUUUACGUGCAGAAAACAUGGCAGCUAGAAGAAUUACCAUUCAGGAGGAAGGAGCUCCUGAUUUUACACUGCAACCAUUUCAAGCGCAUCAUCCAGCAGUAGCCUGUUCUACUGUCAGGCGUGAUGGCGCUGAUGAAACUUCAAUUCUGUUGAAAGCUUUUCCGUUCUCUCUUGAGGAAAAAGCAAGAGAGUGGUACUACACUCAACCUCUAGCAAACGUAUCCAACUGGGAUACACUCAAAAAGGAGUUCCUGGAGAAAUUCUUCCCAUCUGAAGUUACUAAUAAACUGAGGAAGGAUAUCUCUACAAUUGUUCAGGAUGACAAUGAGACUCUCUUUGAAUACUGGGAGCGCUUCAAUAAUCUUCUGGAAGCAUGCCUCCACCACAUGAUCGACAAGAUCGUGCUACUCAGCUAUGUCCCACAAGGUAUGAGACCCCAAGAUAAGACCACAUUGGAAAGUGCCAGCAAUGAGUCUAUGAAGAAGUACAAGACCACUGAUGAAGCUUGGCAAUUGAUCAGUGAUUUAGCUGAAUCUACUCGGAACCACAGACAGAAGCAAGGCCGUUCAAGGGCCGUUGCAGAAGUAUCUUCUGGCAUAGAGACUGCUGCUCUAAAUCGAAGCAUCUAUGAAAUGACCAACCUAAUGAAGCAAAUGCACCAUUACACUGAUGAAUGCCCGCAGCUCCAAGGAUACAAUCAAAGUGGAAAUAAUAACCAUGGAUGGCAGGACAAUUCAAACCAUAAUUGGAGGGAUAACAAUAAUAGGGGAGGCAGAGAUAAUCAGGGAAAUCAGAGGUGGAAUAAUUACAACAACAGGCAGCAAAAUCAACCAUACCGAGCACCUCACCUGAGGCAAAACCAAGGACCACCGAACAAUCAGCAGCAAACCUCUCAAUUUACUCAUUCUUCUGUAUCUUCUAAUGAAGAAUUAUUACAAGCUUUUGAGAAAAGACAACUGGCCAUGGAAAAUACCAUUGAGAGGAAUCAGGAGGAACCAAGCUCACCAGAAUACACCUCAGCUGAAGAGGCGGUAGAAAUCGAAGAUGUUGAAGAGGAAGAGGAUAUAAAGGACAUAGCUGAAGAAGAGAUAGCUCAACCACAGGAAGAAGCACAAAAAGGUGCAGGCACCACAGAAAACACUACUCCCAUUCCAUUUCCACAACUUGCAAGGAAGCCUAGGAAGCAGCGGGAACCUGAUCCUAAAAUGGUAGAGAUAUUCAAAAAGGUUGAGGGACAUACUCCUUUGAAAUAG